Oldenlandia corymbosa var. corymbosa is the source of this 1143-nucleotide messenger RNA. Lineage: Eukaryota; Viridiplantae; Streptophyta; Magnoliopsida; Gentianales; Rubiaceae. The record is from the annotation of a GenBank genome assembly.
AUGCGUUUCAACCCCAGUUUCAUAACUCGUCAGCCAUCCUCCACAAUCUCCACGUUGGAAGCUUGCAUUCAGUUUAGAGCUUUGAUUUCGAGCCUCAAAGUUGCUUGGCGUAAGGAUCUUAAGCUAGACCAAGCAAUCCAGAACGAUAAGCGAUGGCGACUCUGCGCGCGGGUUGUCAAAGAGGUGUUGAACGAGCCGGGUCAAGUUAUUGCACUCCGUUACUUGGAGAAACGCCGGGAAAGGCUCCGAUUGCCCAUCAAGGUUCAAACUUUCUUAUCUUGGAAUCCGGGUUUGUUCGAGACUUACAUGGAUCGGAUCAGGCCCAAGUCGGACCUUGUUCCGUUUAUCCGGCCCAGCAACAGGCUGAAGGAGUUUCUGGAGGAGGAGAAAAGAAUCUAUUCGGAAAAUGAGCCGCUGGUGGUUUCUAAGUUGUGCAAGUUGUUGAUGAUGUCCAAGCAUAGGGUUCUGAGUGCUGAUAAGUUAGUGGAAGUGAAGAGGGAAUUCGGGUUCCCGAAUGAUUUCCUGGUGAAUUUAAUUCCUAAAUAUCCGGAUUAUUUUAAAUUAGUUGGGGCUCCGGGAGAAGGCAAAACUUAUAUACAAUUGGUUUCGUGGAAUUCUGAUUAUGCAAAAUCGGUUAUUGAGCAAAGGGCAGAUGAGGAAUCAAGGUUGACAGGGAUAAGAAUUAGGCCUUAUUUUAAUUGGAAGCUUCCUCCUGGAUUCUGUAUAAAGAAGGAAAUGAGGGAAUGGGUUAGAGAUUGGUUAGAGAUGCCAUACAUAUCGCCUUAUGAGGAUGUCUCCCAUUUGCAACCAUCAUCAAGAGAGAUGGAAAAGAGGAAUGUUGGGGUUUUCCAUGAGCUUUUGUCUCUUUCUAUCUAUAGGAGGGUUCCAGUGCCUUCUUUGGGGAAAUUUUGUGAGGAUUAUAGGUUCUCUAAUGCGUUUUCCAGCGUGUUCACCCGGCAUUCUGGGCUUUUUUAUAUGUCACUAAAAGGUGGAAUUGAGACUGCAAUGCUCAGGGAAGCUUACAAGGGUGAUGAAUUGAUUGAUCGAGAUCCACUCCUCCAGAUUAAAGACAAGUUUGUUGAGUUGUUGAAUGAGGGGUACCGGGAGAGAGCCGAGGAAAUGAAGUUAAAGACGGCAGCAUAA